This is a messenger RNA of Sinocyclocheilus rhinocerous, 423 nucleotides long. Its product is annotated as mediator of RNA polymerase II transcription subunit 19-B-like. Gene Ontology annotation, biological process: positive regulation of transcription by RNA polymerase II. Gene Ontology annotation, molecular function: transcription factor binding; transcription coregulator activity. The coding region runs from base 1 to 423 and encodes 140 amino acids. NCBI's taxonomy places the organism in Eukaryota, Metazoa, Chordata, Actinopteri, Cypriniformes, Cyprinidae. Gene Ontology annotation, cellular component: mediator complex. The transcript has 5 exons. The record is from RefSeq and is a predicted model, not a curated record.
AUGGUACUUUUCCAUGUGACAGGACACACGAAUCUCAUCACACACUACAACCUGGAGCAUGCUUAUAACAAGUUCUGUGGGAAGAAGGUGAAGGAGAAACUCAGCAACUUCCUCCCUGAGCUUCCUGGUAUGAUCGACAGCCCAGGCAUUCAGGACAACAGCUCUAUGCGCUCUCUCAACUCGUUCAGUCCUCUCACUGGGGCUAUGCUCACCUGCGUCAGGCUACACACUGGUCCUUUACCAGAGCAGUAUAGACUGAUGCAUAUUCAACCACCGAAGAAGAAGAACAAGCACAAGCAUAAACAUCAUCGGCCUCAGGAUCCCUUACAGCCAGAAACUCCGUCCGAUUCAGACCAUAAGAAGAAGAAGAAGAAGAAGAAAAAGAAGGACGAUGACCGACAGAAAGAAAAAGAAGAAAGAUAA